This is a messenger RNA of Boeremia exigua, 1632 nucleotides long. RefSeq names its product proteasome complex subunit Rpn13 ubiquitin receptor-domain-containing protein. Bases 38 to 1234 code for a protein of 398 amino acids. Lineage: Eukaryota; Fungi; Ascomycota; Dothideomycetes; Pleosporales; Didymellaceae. Gene Ontology annotation, cellular component: proteasome regulatory particle, lid subcomplex; nucleus; cytoplasm. Gene Ontology annotation, biological process: ubiquitin-dependent protein catabolic process. The transcript is spliced from 5 exons. The record is from RefSeq and is a predicted model, not a curated record. Gene Ontology annotation, molecular function: endopeptidase activator activity; ubiquitin binding; proteasome binding.
CCCAGCUUCUUUUACCUCCUCACACAUAUACACCACCAUGUCAGUCCAACCGCUGAUCACCUUCAAAGCCGGCAAGUGCGAGAUCACUGCUAGGGAUGGCAACAAGCAGUCGGUCAGGCCCGUUCGCGAACCAGGCUACGUGUACCUAUAUCAGGGCGAAGAUGAGUUCGUGCACUUCUGCUGGCGACCCCGCAACAAGCCCCUCGACGAAUCGGACCUCGAUCUCAUUAUGAUCCCCGGCGACGGCUCGUUCUCCCCAUACACAGGCAAGGAUACCGCCGAAGACUCCGAAUCAGUCAAGUCGCCCACCGACGGUCGUGUCUUCGUCCUUAAGUUCAACUCGAGCUCACAACGCUACCUCUUCUGGUUACAGUCGAAGUCACAGCAUCCACGCGGUGACGCAAGUUGGUUUAGCGAGCGCGACCUCAAGAUCGGUCAGAUCGUUGAUCUAUUACUAAACGGCGAGGAGAUCGAUGUCCAAGCCGAGCUUGCAAACAUCCCGAACCCAGCCGACGGCGGCGACGAUGAUGAGACAAUGGACGACGUGGAGGAAGAGUCGAGCCGAAACCGUCACGGCAGCACAGGAGGCGCUGGAUCUGGGGCCACAGGAGGUGAUAUCCGAGAUGAAGGCGAAGAAUCUCGUGAAGGUGGAGCUGACGGCGGCCGAGCCGCAGGAUUAGGCGACGUCUCCUCCGUUGUCAAGAACUUCGUGGACUCACUCAAGGGCGGAAACCUUGGCGGCGGUAGCAGUUCACAACAGUCUGGAGGCGAGUCUUUCACAACUUUGCUCGAUCUCCUGUCGCCGAAGACUACCGGACCUGUCAUUGAGAAAGCCUCGGACGAGCUUAUUGACGCCCUCUGCGCACAGCUACCCACCACGCCCUUUUUGCUUGAAGCAGAAGUCGAGGACAUCGACCAAAUUGAUCCCAACGGCGACACUGCGCAGAUGGUUGUUCAGACAUUGGACCAGGACUCGAAGAGAGAAGUGCUGAAGAACAUAAUACGCGCACCCCAGCUUCGUGCUGCACUGGGCAGCCUGACGGAAGCACUUCGAGAAGGUGCACUCCCGACCGUGUCCCAGGCCCUCAAUAUCGACGUUGAGCAUGGCGGCUACAUGAGGGGCGGUGCCAUGCCGCUCGGUGGCGGAGAUGCUCUGAAGGCGUUCCUGGAAGGCGUCAAGAGGACGGUGGAAAAGGAGAAGAAGGGCGACGCCGACCGGAUGGACGAGUCAUGAGUGCGAAAUUUGCUCUGCGCACGAAGAGAAGGGUAUCAUUCGUAUGAUCAGAUGACUGCAUACUAUAGGGCAUGUACAUAUUGACGUGACCCACGAGUCUACGGUAGAGAUGAAAUACAUUCAGCGACCCGGGAGGUCAUCACAAUCCUCAUCUUUAUUCUCAUGGAUUCCCUCAACAGCUUACAACACUUACAAGCCUCUGUGCACUUCCAGAACCUUCAGCUUCACCUCGAGCAUGACUUGGAUCGUGUGGAAAAAGGGAGCUGAGGUUCUCGUCGACUUGCAUACGCCAGCGAUGGCGUGCGGAUGCCCCAAAACUUGGGCGACCAACAUCACAGCUGUCAUGUAAAAGACCGAAACGUAGUGAUGACUGCAUGCCGAGAUGCCGAUGCUUAUAG